This is a messenger RNA of Melitaea cinxia (Glanville fritillary), 2003 nucleotides long. Its product is annotated as synaptotagmin-5-like. Gene Ontology annotation, biological process: calcium-ion regulated exocytosis; regulation of calcium ion-dependent exocytosis; regulation of dopamine secretion. Gene Ontology annotation, cellular component: membrane. The transcript is spliced from 9 exons. Lineage: Eukaryota; Metazoa; Arthropoda; Insecta; Lepidoptera; Nymphalidae. The record is from RefSeq and is a predicted model, not a curated record. Gene Ontology annotation, molecular function: syntaxin binding; calcium-dependent phospholipid binding; phosphatidylserine binding. Bases 1 to 1674 code for a protein of 557 amino acids.
AUGGAUAAGCUGUGGGCAGAUCGGAGUCAUCGCGGUGGGGCACCUAGGGACGGUCGCGACUACGAUAAUAUGGAGGGGUAUUGGAAUAAUUGGAAUAUGGAGACUGCGACAAAAACCUUAAACAAAGAAAAUUUUAUUCCUCAAAGAGAGACACUGGCUCCUCAAGCGUUGCCACGGAUGGAUGGUCCGUGGGGUUCAAAUGGAAACGCCUGGAGUGUAGCUUUGGGUGCUAUGGGAGGUGCUGGUAUGGUGUUACUUGUUGCAGGCCUCUUAUUCCUGUUUAGAAGACCUAAAAAGCAGGAACCACCACUGCUGGCGCCUAUGGAUGUUGGACAAAAUGAGAUGCUAAUAUCCAAGGAGCAGUGCCGCGUCCAGCCACUGAACGAGAGUCGGACUGCCACCUCGCUGCCGCACGCGAGACUCGCUCGCACUCCAUCCAUUUCAUCUCAGAGCAGCCUCGAUAGCGGAACUUCUAGAGCCACUAGUCAUCGUGGUUCAUCGCCAGCAAUACGGACAUUUGCUCCUGACGGGCGUACGCUAGAAGCAGGUGUUACUGGAGUGCCUCGGUCGCCAUCGCCCUUACGAGCCGCCUCUCUGGACGUCAGAGCGGCGCCUCUCGCCCACGGAUCCCUCGCUUCAUUAGCUGAUUCGCCAGCACCGCCCAGUCCAAGACAUGGACCGCCUAGAUGUCUCUCGCCUCUUUUGAUGCCGCCAAGAAGAAUAGAUCGAAGUAAUUCUUUAGUAGAGAGCAGCAGUGGCGUACCUUUGAGUCCUGGCGCUAGUGCCGCCAUCAGCGCCCUGGGAGCUCUCCAACCGGACCUCUACACCAAACGGGAGGCACCUCUCGUUAUUGAGCUAGAAGGUGCAGGACCUUCGUUAGGAAGGAUCCAUCUACGUUUGAAAUAUGAUUUCGACCGAUCUGACCUUGAAGUCCAUCUGAUUGAAGCUCAUGAUCUAGCCGGUUACGAAGCGGGAGGCUUCAACGACCCGUACGUGAGAGUGAGUUUGUUGCCCGAAGUAGACACUCGUGUACGACAAACCCCCGUUCAUAGAAACCAAGUGAACCCUUUCUUCGACCAGCAUUUCAAGUUCCCUGUAUCCCAUGAUGAACUCAGCGAUAAGACUCUCUUGCUUCAGGUUUUUGAUUAUGACAGAUUUUCACGCAACGAAGUUAUGGGUUCCGCAAAAGUGCCACUCUCUAGAGUAGAAGUAGCUGGUGGUGCGGAAGUAUGGGCAGAGUUGUCCCGAGAGAGACGACCGCCGGAGGAACUACAGGAACUGCUGCUCUCUUUGUCGUACUUGCCUUCAGCUGAACGGCUGACAGUGGUGGUGUUGAAGGCGAGGAACCUUCUUCCGCCGCAAGAAGGAAAAGACGCAUUAGAUGUAUAUGUAAAAGUAUAUUUACUCGUGAACGGAAAACGGGUAAAAAAGAAGAAGACCAACAGGAAGGAAAUCAACAACCCUGUUUGGAACGAGGCGCUCUCUUUCAGUCUGCCCUCGGCUAAUUUACAAGAGGCUUCCAUUGAGGUAUGCGUGGUGACGGGAGGUGGUAGCGGGCUGGUAGUGGGAUGGUGCUGCGUGGGCGCCGCUGAGCCCGCAGCGGAGGGCCGCCACUGGGCGCAGAUGGCGCAAGAAACCCGCAAGGCCGUAGCCAUGUGGCACACCCUUAGAUAGACUAACGUUUAUCAGUGGAGCGGCUUGAGGGCACCCUAUUUUUAAUAUCCUUUAUAUCCAACUACGGUAAACCUAAAAUAAAUUGAUCAAAACUAAAUUAAGUAACUAAGUGGGAAUUGUAUAAUUACGUUUUCAUUGAAUAUAAAGCACAAAAUAAUAGUGAAUAAUUGUUGCCUAAUAUCUACCCCAGUGAGUUUAAUCGUAAGUGUUAGUCAUCAUAUUAGACGUGACCUUAAGACGUUCUAACACACCGAUAAAUAAUAAUAAUAAUAAUAAUUUACUCUUUAUUGUACACAUAAAAAGAAGUUUACAAUUUAUUAAACUAUUCA